GUGGGGCUGGUGGCCAUUAACCUGCUGGGGAACGAGCUGGAGACGAACAACAACAGCGUGUCCCCAGACGGGGAGGGGGGCCAGGUGCCCGGCGGCGACCCCCAGGCCGUGCCCCUCUACCACGACCUUGCCUUCGCCAUGUAUGUGGACACCCAAGUGGCCGCCACCAUCAGGACCCUCGAGGACCGCCGGGCCGCUGCUGUCAGAGAGAAGCGGCUGGAGUACGCCAAUAAACUCAAGGCGGCAGUGAGUCAGCUCCGCACCGCCGGAGAGCGGCUGGGCAAGUACGAGAUCGAGAAGAGACACGCAGUGGACACCGAGAACUACGACCGAGCCAAGGUGAAGAAAGAGCUGGCGGAGGAGUACCGAGAACAAGUCUACAAAGCGCUGGAAAUCGACGACUUAUUGGAGAGGAAAGGGAAGCUGGAUAAAAACGACUACCCUGACACCAAGGGCCCUCGCGAGCUGCCUCCGCCCCCGCGCCCAAGGGCCGCCAAGCCCCGCGACGCCUCGCCCACGCCCGGUUCUCACCUCCCACCGCCCAGACUCACCAGCACGCCGCCCAAGCCGCCGCCCACGCCGCCCAAGUCACCGUCGCCGCCACCCAUCAAGAUUCCCUCCGCCCCGCUGCCAGAUCUCCGGCCGCCCUACCUGCAGCCCAACACGCCACGCCCGCCUGCCUCGCCGGGCCGCCCAUACCUGCCUACGCCCCCAGCAGCGCCCUCGCCAGCUGCCUAUACCUCGCCGCCCUCGACGUACUCCUCCCCUUAUUACUCCUACGACGAGCGUGCACUUCCCGCCCUCAAACAGUAAGUUUUUUCCCGCCUUUUUCAUAAAAUUUGUUCAAAUUUUCCCGCCUUUUUCAUACAAAUGUCCAGAUUUUCCCGCCUUUUUUUAAAUGUUCAAAUUUUCCCGCCUUUUUAAAAAAAUUGUCCAGAUUUUACCGCCUUUUUCUUAAAAAGGUCCAGAAUGUCUCGAGUUUUCGUAAACAGGUCCGAAAUUUCCAGAUUUUUUGUUACUUGUGCUCAAGUUGUGGCGAAUUAAUAGCGUUUUUCCUGUUUUUUUUAUAUCCUGCCAUUUGCCAUGCUUUUAAAGAUCACAUCAAAAACACAUUAUGUUCUGCUAAUUUUCAUCACGAAGUGCUAAUGUGUAUUUUUCCUACUGGAGACAUUAUUAUUUGUAUUAAAUUGUGUUUUACAACAUCCUUCCUGCCACUGAAAACUGUUAAUUACCCGAAAGCUCUUUGUUUAAUUAGGGGGUAGCUGGGUGUAGGUGGGUCCUCUAUGUUGGUGUAGGUGGGUGUAGGUGAGUCUUGUAUGUUGGU
This is a messenger RNA of Procambarus clarkii (red swamp crayfish), 1324 nucleotides long. The record is from RefSeq and is a predicted model, not a curated record. NCBI's taxonomy places the organism in Eukaryota, Metazoa, Arthropoda, Malacostraca, Decapoda, Cambaridae.